AUUUUUUUUCUUCCAGCUGGGCUAUUCAACCUGCUUGAUUUCAGGAUCUGUCAUUAUGGAUGGAAUGUUGAUUUGGGACUUAUAGUCGUCUUAGGAAAUAGACAAAUAAAUUCAUGUCCGCCUUGUUUAUUUGGUUGGUACGGGAAUUGCUAGGAAAUGUGAUCUUCUACUAGUCAUUUCACACCACGUAUACGAGGGACUUCAUUUGUUUGUUUCCUUCAAGUGGUGGUGUGCUUAUCUCAGCAUUUCACGCACUGCUUAUGUGGGCAGAAGGCGUAAAUUUCAGCUUUGUGCCCACCCUGCACGCGCGUCGUCUCGGUGUUAAUAUGGAGAAGAGUCAUGUUCGUCGUUAGGAUGCGUUUCUCACUGCCUACUUUUUUCACUGCAUGACGGGUCAAAAAGACGGUGUGUAGUAAUUAGUGGGCACUGAGAGAUACUAUCUCGUCUAAGUGCACAUUAAUUUAACUAGCGCCAUGGCUUGAUGGCUGCCUUUUCUUCACCAGCAUAGUGCCCAUUUCCCAGUACACUCACAUUCAUAAAGUGGAGGGCUGAUGGUAGUGGAAGCAACGCCGAAUGGGACUGCCUACAAUGCAAUCUUUCGCUCUAUAUUCAUGCUCGCUACUCGAUUGUUGGGGCAAACAAACAUGCAACUCAUCCACCAACGCCCUACAGCCAUGACACCCCAAUACAAUCUCUUGUACUUCUCGGCUCUUUCUGUGCUCCUAUGCAUGGCCAGUGCAGCCGGCCCAGAAGGAGAAGCACUGCUUCGAUGGAAGUCCACUUUGCUCAACUCCAGCUCACUGUCCUCAUGGUCGCGGGCCAAAUCAACUUGCAAAUGGGAUGGUGUCGACUGUGACGCUGCCGGCCAUGUCACUCACCUCAGCCUCCAGAACUCCGGGCUCAACGGCACGCUCGAUGCGUUCUACUCCACAGCGUUCUGGCACCUUGCUGAGCUUGACCUUAGUGAAAACAAUCUCUUCGGCACCAUCCCAACAAACAUAUCUUUGUUGCUCAGCCUCACCAGUCUGUGCUUGAGCAACAAUAACUUUGUUGGUGCAAUCCCCUGCGAACUCUAUGGCCUCCCAAGAAUUGAUUGGUUAGAUUUGAGUAAUAACCAGUUGACAAACCCAGACCCUACCAAGUGUUCACAUAUGUCCAUUAUGCACCUCUCAAGUCUAAUUCUAAGAGGUAACAAGCUCAAUGGUACGUUCCCAUCAUUCAUCCUCAACAACACCUUUGUUAUGUUGUCGGCUCUCGUCCUGUCAGAUAACGCCUUCUCAGGUUCGAUUCCAAAGGGACUCGGUAACCUUACUAAUCUCAAGUACAUGGACCUGUCAUGGAACCAGUUUUCUGGAGUAAUCCCAAUGGAGCUGGGUAAGCUUGGUAGUCUCCAAACCAUGGACUUGUCGUGGAACAUGCUAUCUGGCGGUUUGCCACAGUCCUUUUCGGCGAUGCAUCGGAUAAAAAAAUUUAAUGUUGGGAACAAUCUUCAUCUCAGCGGCAACCUCCCAUUUGAAUGGUUCUCAAACUGGACCUUUGUCCAGGUUUUGAAUAUUGCGAAUAACACCUUCACUGGAAGCAUCAACAAGGCUUUUUGUCAGCUAGAUAUUCAAGCCUUACACUUCUCAAAUAAUAUCCUAUCUGGAGUGCUCCCUGGCUGUUUAUGGAACUUGCUUUCUCUUGAGUACAUGGAUUUGUCAAGCAAUGCCUUUGUUGGAGAAGUCCCCACCUCAACGGACACUACUAUCCCACUAGUAUCCCUGCAUCUGUCAAAAAACAAGUUCACAGGAUGUUUUCCACCUGUUAUAAAGAACUUAAAGAGCUUAGUGUAUUUGGAUCUAGGGGACAAUAAGUUUUCUGGCAAAAUUCCUUCAUGGAUAGGGAGAAGCCUCCCCAUGCUAAGCAUUCUCCGACUACGAUCGAAUAUGUUUCAUGGAAGUAUUCCCUGGGAGGUAACACAACUAUCUUAUCUCCAAUUGCUUGACCUAGCUGAAAACAAUCUCACAGGUCCCCUACCACGUUUUGGCAGCUUUACUUACAUAAAGAAAAUCCCAAAAAGAAAACAUGGCUGGUGGGUCAUUAUUGAUGGUCGACACCGAGUUCACAUGGAUGGGAUUGACAUGUUCAAUAGUUCAGAUUAUUCGCGACUUGAACAGAUGGAUAUAAUCUGGAAGGGACGAGAUUAUACUUUCACUUUCAGUACAUCAAUUAUGCUUAUGUGUGGCUUUGAUCUAUCAAGCAACUCCUUUUCUGGUGACAUCCCUGCAGAAUUGCUAAACAUUCAAGGCCUCCAAUUCCUUAACUUGUCAAGAAAUAAUUUAUCUGGUGGUAUCCCAAAUAACAUUGGUAACUUGAAAAGUGCGGAGUCUCUUGACCUCUCUUGGAACAAACUCUCGGGUCCUAUUCCUUCAAGCAUAUCACACUUGAUGUUCCUCAGCACUCUGAAUGUCUCCAACAAUCUUCUAUCUGGAGAGAUACCUAGAGGAAAUCAGAUCCAGACACUCAACGACCCCUCAAUUUAUAGCAAUAACCUGGGACUAUGUGGUCCUCCAUUGAGCAUUCCAUGUAAAAAUGACUCAAGUUCUACAACAGCGCUGGAUGGAGCAAAGGAACAGCACCAUGAACUUGAAACCCUGUGGCUGUACUACUCAGUGAUUGCUGGAACUGUCUUUGGUUUCUGGCUAUGGUUUGGAUCGUUGUUUUUCUGGAAGAUCUGGAGGCUUGCGUUCUUCGGUUGCAUCGACGCCAUGCAGCAGAAAGUUAUGCAGCAGUUGAAGCACACCUGACUGACAGCAGGGCGCUCUGUUUCCCACUAUGCAGUGUUUUCCAAAGUCUGCUCAUGUUUGCUUUACAAUAGGCUGCUGUUUGUUUGUUUUUCACCAAUAAGCUGCAACUAUAUGUUCCUGUAUGGACAGAAUUGGUGUAUAGUUCUUGUCUUUGUUAAGACCAGUUUCCUGCAACUUGUGUUAGUCUUAUUCUCUGAAUUUUGUGAGUUACAUUUAUGUAUGCUUGGCCGUUGUCUUUUAUAUGUGUUUUGAGCUUGUAGCAUGAAUGCAGCCUCGAUUUUAUCUUUUAUGCAAUUCUUGGAUACUUGUGUCAUCUCUUCUCUGUUCACAGUUCACAUGCAGACUAAGUUGUUCGCAAGCAUGCGCAUCAAAAAUUUCAUCAGAAGUAUAAUGGCUACAAAUCCACAAAGAAUAAGAGCAAAACCACAGAAUCCACUGACAUCUUCCAGGGAAAAGAACCCAGAUGUGCAUCUCAGUUCUGGUAGCUGCUGUUGACAACGGCACAGCUCUUCCUAAUCUCCCCCUGGGAGCCGGUCUUGACCUGCACCGCCCCGAGUUUCGCCAUCGACCGCCCAAACACCUGGAAGAACACCUCCGGUGGACUGGCCACGACGCUGGCGAUGUCAGCUCGCGCCGCCGCGUCGGUGACCAGCGCGGCGUCGGAUCCCAGCAGGCCCCUGUGCUUGAGCACCGCCCGGUUGGCGGCGUAGGUGGCGUCGAGGGACGGGUCGGUGCCAUUGCCGGCACCUGGGUAGCCGUAGAGGCGGUCGGCGAAGGACGAGCAGUGGGCGACGCCAAUGGUGUGCGCACCUGCAGCUCAGGCUCAAGUCAGAAACACAUUUCAAAUUUUGUUUGUCAGGUUUGCCGUAAACUCACUCAAGUAUUAUACUCACGGAGUUGAAAUUCUGUGGCUAAUGUAACGUUAUUCUCAAAUUGAAACAAAACAAGUCAGUGAUUUAGUUGAGUAAAGUUGUUGAUGUGAUAAUUGAUUAUCAGCUAGGAAUCACAAGGCAGAUGUACUGAAAGACAUAGCGUUUGUUAGUCUAGAAAGUUGGCGCCAAAUGCCCAAAUGCUAACGUGUAUGGAGGACAUGAGGAGACAGGAUAUAAAGCAAAAGGCUAUCGGUUUCGACAUGACUGCCAAUGGAAAUGAAGUAGACAUGCAAGUGUGAGCUUGUCAUCGUUGCAAAUGGAUGCCUAUUCAUAUGCAAUGAAUGCAUCAGUGAGACAGCGACUCAGGUUAUCAGGUUUAUCAGAACCUGACAUGAAAGUAUCAAAAAGGACUGUGAAAUGGCUCCCAAAAUAAGAUGAAGUGAAAAGAAAAAUCGAGACAGGCAUAGCAAUAGCUACUUUAUGGCCAAAGAUGAUGCAAUUGCAAUGUCUUAUUCGAUUCGCAGUGUCCAGAAGCUACAGUUUUCCUGAAGGAAUCUGCCUAUCUGGUUUAAGAUGGGCAGAGAAAGCAACGAUUGUUCGUGGUCCUUCUCUAUGCCCUCUCCACACACAAAGAAUGGGCGAUAAGAGACCGCCUUUCAUCGUGUCGGUGGCUACCAUGGACCUGAGAGCCAGACGAGGUCGCGCACGCCGAGGCCCUUGCCGGCGAAGAGCGCGGCGAGCUCCGUGAAGCUCAUGGCCGGGUUGGGCAGCUCCCGGAGCGCGUCCUGCACGCUGGACACCGUGCCGUCCCUCCUCCCCGUCGGCACCCGCCACGACGGCCCGCCCUGUGCAUAUGCAAGCACGUCAAUGCAUGCUAAGCUUCAGAACUAAGCGUGGCAGAGGCGGCCUGGAAGCUUACGAUGGCGGCGACGGCGUCCCGGGCGGCAAGCGCGAGCACGUCGGCGCAGGAGACGACGCCGGGGCACGCCUCCUCCACGGCCGUCUUCACGCGGUCGAUCAGGUCGAACCCGCGCAGCGUCAGGUUCGGCGCCGCGUCCUUCUCCGCCUGCUGGCCGCCGGUGCCGGUGGAGUUGAGCAGGAUGGACCCGUCGCAGCCCUGCACGAACACAACAGGACACUCAAACAAUGGCCAUAUAUUGAGUGAUCAAAUUCACA
This is a messenger RNA of Brachypodium distachyon (stiff brome), 4834 nucleotides long. RefSeq names its product leucine-rich repeat receptor-like protein kinase PEPR2. Lineage: Eukaryota; Viridiplantae; Streptophyta; Magnoliopsida; Poales; Poaceae. The transcript is spliced from 4 exons. Bases 552 to 2786 code for a protein of 744 amino acids. Gene Ontology annotation, molecular function: protein binding. The record is from RefSeq and is a predicted model, not a curated record.